Molecule: messenger RNA, 1477 nt
Organism: Athalia rosae (coleseed sawfly)
Lineage: Eukaryota; Metazoa; Arthropoda; Insecta; Hymenoptera; Athaliidae
Gene: Atg8a
Product: gamma-aminobutyric acid receptor-associated protein
Exons: 3
Coding region: 387-740 (117 amino acids)
Biological process (GO): autophagosome assembly; autophagy of mitochondrion; macroautophagy
Cellular component (GO): autophagosome membrane; cytosol; autophagosome
Molecular function (GO): ubiquitin protein ligase binding; GABA receptor binding
Source: RefSeq, a predicted model, not a curated record
CUGUUCGGGUCAAUCUUCCAUAACCUCCUGCGUGACUAUCAUUUAUUAUUACUAUCACGGUGGUUUCUGAGAUCUCUUAGUUCGUAGUUUUUACGAUUAUAUAAUUCAUACAAAUUUUCAAAUCUCUCAUCCAAUCGUUUUGGCAAUGAGGGAACAAAAUUGACCCGUAACAUUCGUUUUAUUUAAUUGAAUAUCUGCGCAAUCUAUUUUACGCCGCGCAGUUUAACUGCAAGCAGCCAGUAGCUGUGUUCGGCGUUCAGUUGACGCACGGCGAUUGUUGUGACAGAUCGCUUCUGACCGAGAUAUUACCAGUUUUGUUUCAACCUGAAAUCUAUUUGGGAUAAAAUUAAUCCUUGUAUUUGUAUCGAAAAAAUAAAUUUUGAGAAAUGAAGUUCCAAUAUAAAGAGGAGCAUCCAUUUGAGAAGAGAAAGGCCGAGGGUGAAAAGAUCAGGCGAAAAUAUCCGGACCGUGUUCCAGUGAUCGUUGAGAAAGCUCCUAAAGCCAGAAUCGGAGAUCUCGACAAAAAGAAAUACCUCGUGCCCUCAGAUUUGACCGUUGGACAGUUUUAUUUCCUGAUUCGUAAGCGAAUUCAUUUACGCCCCGAAGAUGCCCUAUUCUUCUUUGUCAACAAUGUCAUUCCACCCACUAGUGCCACAAUGGGAGCACUUUACCAGGAACAUCACGAAGAGGAUUUCUUUCUUUACAUAGCAUACAGCGAUGAAAAUGUUUACGGUAAUUAAAAUUCCAAUCGAACCAUACGAUCUACCAACAACUAUGGAUAAAACUGUAUGAAUGAAUAAUUAAAGCUCAACAUCUAUGACAUAGUCUUCACUCGUAGAGGCUUGAACAAAUAAAAGAAGAAAAAAAAAUAAAUAAAUAAACAGAAAGAAACAAGGAAAAAUAAAUCAUAAAAAUGUUACUAAUAACGAGUAGUGAUAAAUGAUAAACGAUAAGAAUCUUAUUGUAUUUCUGAAACUGAUGAAAAUUUACAUAAAAAUCUAUAUCAGCUUUGUAAUUGAUUUCUGUGAAUUUUUUAGUCCACAGGAUUAUUCUUCUUGUUUUUUGGUUCAAAACUUUGAAUUAAUUUAUUGAAAUUCGAUACAGAGUUGGAAUCCAUUGAAAUUAUCGAAUACUCGAUACUGAGAAUUCAAAUUAUUUGUUAUCGAUUAUUACGAAUAUCAGUUCCAUUAUGGUCAAAAUUAUUUUUAUAUCAGUUUGCAUAAUAGACUACGUGUUAUACAGAUAUAAUCAGAAAAAAUAAAUCUUACAAGAAAUGAGUAAAUUAUAUAAAUCAUCCUUCAUGUGAUAUCAUUUCUUUGCUUAGGCUAGACUAAUCAUAGUUUGUAUAAUUUAAGUGCUCUUUAAAUAAUGGUGAAGAAAAUGAACGAUAAAUUAUUGAGUUUAAGCCGGAGAGAAAAUUUUUUGUAAAGGCUGGGUGUGGGCCAAUAAAAAAAAUGUAUAAAACUGAAAAAAAAAA